Penicillium cataractarum is the source of this 3447-nucleotide messenger RNA. Its product is annotated as MIZ zinc finger domain protein. Bases 1 to 3447 code for a protein of 1148 amino acids. Lineage: Eukaryota; Fungi; Ascomycota; Eurotiomycetes; Eurotiales; Aspergillaceae. Gene Ontology annotation, biological process: protein sumoylation. The record is from RefSeq and is a predicted model, not a curated record. Gene Ontology annotation, molecular function: SUMO ligase activity; zinc ion binding. The transcript has a single exon.
AUGGUCUCCCCCAGGAUCCAGCGAUCACGACGUCCUGCCGAUCACCUUGAAGAGUCUAACUCCACCGCGAGCUUGUUCCUGGGUGGAGUGCGGAGGGAUUGGAUGGCUUCGGCGGGGGCCUCCCACCCACGCGAGGCGAGACUGGCCGCUAUGUCUCAUCCGAAAUCUCCAAAUUCCCCUCCGGUAGCUGCUCCGUCCAAGGUAUCCCGAGGGAUCCAUCACCCUGGACCUGCAGAGCUAGCCUUGAUGUCACCCGUGACACCAGGUGCAAAUCUACAACAGUCCGAGUCCGCCUCGUCGUUACAGGCCCAUCCCCCGACUACCAGCAAACCCGACCCGCCGAAGAACCCUCUUCCCUCGCCCGUCCCAAGCCCUGGCUCUCAUCCGAGCCCGAUUCUCUCUCCACCUCCCACGAUCCCUUCGAAUGAUCCUUCCGUCGCUGCCCUGGCGGUUCCACCAGCGUCUGACAAGCCGCCGGCGGUGGCAACGGUGAACCCUCAGCCGCGACGCGACGAAAGCGCGAGUCCCCGCCAACCGGCCUCGAAUCAACCAUCCCCUCCUUCAGUACAGAAUCCAACUCCGAGACCGAGCGUGUCGGCAGCAUCAGAGCCAUCUGAGAUUGUACCGUCGAGUGCUACUGUGCCGCACCCCGCCGAUCCUGGCUCACGUCCGCUACAUGGGAUCACCAAUGGCAUUCAAGCCCAGUCCGUACAGAAUCCAAUGGGCCCGAACCAGAGCCCGUCGAUGGGAGUCAAUGCUCGUGUAGAUACGCCGGGUAGUCAUGCAAUAGGAUCACCAUUACAGAAAGCGUUGAACCAGCCGUCCUCAUACGAGUGGAUCCUCUGGAGAGAAUGUGCGAACUCCCUGCUGACCGAGGCGAGAGAAUCCUCGCUGGACGUUGGUGGGCCCAGAGCUCUGCUCUUGCUGAACGCCUGCAGUGACUAUGAUAAAGAUCUCUUCUACUUGGUGCUGCAUCAGAUCUUUUGCGAGAUGUCCAGGGAUGCUAAUGUGCUCCUCGCAAGACUUCCGGUCCUUCGCGAUGAACGUUGUCAAAUUGGUAUAACCAAACUUGCAGAACUACUGGAGGACAAUUCGAAGCUGCCCCCAUCCUUGCUGGAAGCAUUCUGCGUAUUUCCGCUGCCCCUGGAGCAAUUCAUCAACGCUCCAUGGUACCAAGGGAUUCUCGAUCAGGUAGUAGGCUGUCUCUCGUGCCUUGUGACUCAGUUUUCAUUCUUAAAAACCGAGACCCAUCGCAGAAUAUAUGAACGCUGCUAUCCACCACUGGUAAAAGAGCUGAGACAGGAGUAUGGCGUGACGUCACCGGUUCUAUUGGGUGUGAUCUUUAUGUCGAUAUGUCGGCAUGUCUACGAUACGAAAAGAAUCGAUCUUUUACAGCGCCACUUCAAAAAGGACUUGUUCCUUGUUUCGAAGAACGCGGGUCCAGAUGCCCAUUUGGCCCUGAUUGAAGACUAUCGAAGGAUCCCGAUGAGAGGGAGGCCCUCUGCAGCUCCUCCCAGACCCCCGAUGCCAGUUCAUCAGAGUCAGCACCCACCCCAGCCUCGACCCGCAGCGCCUGCUGGUUAUUCUGCUCCGUCCCCCGUGAUCGACUCACCCGCCAUCGUGAGUCCCGCAUUACAAGCGAAUGGACAGAAUCAUCCCGCUUAUCCUUCGCUGCAUAUCCAAUCCCCAAUUUCGUCAAUAAUCCCCCAGAAUCUCCAGCAUGCGCAGUAUAUUGACCAGCACGGUCAUCCUAUUUCGGCCCAGCAAGUGUGGCAAAUGUCUCGAAUGGCACAUUUGGCGCAGGGACAGGCUCAGGACCAUCAGGCACAGCCAGUACUACUACAGCCAGUUAACCCAGCCCAAGGGCAGGGACAAAAUGCUCAGAGGGGACCGGUUUACAUGGUCGUUGCGAAUCAGGCACCUCAAGUCCUCAUACCGGUGUCUACUGUUCCCUCUCAGGCCGACCCGUCGCCCUCGCCGUCUCAGCCCUCUGUACUUGGCUGGCCUAGUCAGGUGGUUCAGCAACAACAACAACAACAACCUCAGCAGCCGCCGACACGGCACAUGUCUACUGGCGACACGACCACUCAAUUCUCUGCUGCAUCCCAUGCUAUUGAGACGACGGUUACAAGCCGGACUAGUCACUCAAGAGCGCGGCAGCCUCCGUCAAUAAGGCCCGUCCCCGCUUCGUCACCAACGGUGCAGGUUCCUCAAACCCAGGCUAGCCGACCUCGUGUGCCUGCUAUGUCGCCACUGCUCCCGCCUGAAGGCUACAGGGCGCCCCAAACAGUGCAACCGAACCCAAUGCGACUGGGUCUGCACCAGGCUGACCUUCGCGACCCGGUCAAGCAAUUAGUACGGCGGACGCCGAAUGGUCUGGAAGAAACUGCCCUGUACCAAUACCUCAAUGGCUUCAUGCUGGACCCAACACAGAUUGAUCCGGACGUCUUCGGUUAUCGCUGGAAAUUCUCGAUAUCGCCUGAUGACUACCAGCGCUUCCCCCGCUACGCUGACAGAGGACAAGGUCAACGAUUGGUUCGGACAUACCAACCAGGUUGUCGGACGUACCGUCUGCGCAUUACUGCCCUGCCUGACUCAAAAAAGGAAGAGGUGCAAACAUUCUGGCCAACUGCAAACACUACCUGGCCUAGUGUACUCUACAUCUUUGUUAAUAACAAUGAAAUGUACGUACGGCGGAAAGUACACAACGGAAAGGACCUACCUUUGGAUAUAACCAGACACCUCCACGAAGGCGAAAACGAGGUCAACGUUCAUUUCCUUCUAGCCACUAACGAGUGUAAGAAUUUCCACUACGUGGCGGGUGUCGAAACUAUGGAUAUCUCUGAGUACAACGAAGUUCUCGCCUUGACGCAUCAUGUCCCGGCGAGCGAGACCCGUGCCAACAUCAAGAAACGACUGAAACCCAACACCGAUGACGACGAGCUGGCCGUCGUCACUGACAGCCUAACCGUCCCACUCAUCGACCCCUUCAUGGCACAGAUCUUCAACACUCCCGCUCGUUCCUCCAAAUGCAACCAUAUCGAAUGUUUCGACCUGGACACCUUCAUAACGACCCGGAAGUCCCAGUCAGGCACCUCCCCAAUGAUCGACAACUGGUUUUGCCCCAUCUGCAAGGCAGAUGCUCGGCCGCAGUUCCUGGUCGUGGAUCAUUUCUUCGUUGAAGUCCGCGACGCGAUCGUCAAGCGGGGCGUUCUAGAUACCGCCCAGUCGAUUCAAAUCCGAGCCGACGGGUCGUGGACAGUGAAAGCCGUCAGCGACGAUGCUUCUCCCUCCAGCCCAACUAGAAGUCGACUCUCUCAACCUCCUUCCUCUGGCAAGCGCAAGGCGGAUAGUAUGACUGGUGCAGUGGAGCAGAAUGCUCGCACUAAACAUGAGAGCACCCCCACUGCCCCAGCCCAGGAUCCCGUGGUCAUCGAAAUCGAUUAG